Cuscuta europaea is the source of this 1156-nucleotide messenger RNA. The record is from the annotation of a GenBank genome assembly. Lineage: Eukaryota; Viridiplantae; Streptophyta; Magnoliopsida; Solanales; Convolvulaceae.
CUUUGAUGGAUUCAGGUCUUCUUCUGGAUUCGUCCUAAAAUUCAGGCCUUCACGAUCCACAUAGUGGGAGGGCUCUGCUGAAUUCAGAUAUGUGAUUAGAUGUAGAUUUAAGUGUCCAGAGUAUUUGGGGAGCUUACACCCGCACCUGAAUGAUAAAAAAAAGCUAUUCAUCAAAAGCUCCUUAUAGCAAUCUUGCUUCCUUUACCAUUUUUCCUUUCUAUCAUUCAAUCAAGCCGUAUUCCUCAUUUUUUCAAUGGAAGCUGUGGCUGUGGCUACUCAUCCAGUCGUCAGAGUGGCGGGCAUCUGUGGCUCUCUGCGGAAAGGUUCACACAACCGCGGUCUCCUCCGCGCAGCAAUGGAGAUGAGCAAGGAAUGUAUCAAAGGGAUGGAAAUAGAGCUCGUGGAUAUAUCGGCGUUGCCGUUUCUAAACACCGAUCUCGAGGUCGACGGAACCUACCCUCCGGUCGUGGAGGAGUUUCGCCAGAAGAUUUUUCAAGCUGACAGCAUCAUUUUUGCCUCCCCAGAGUACAACUACUCCGUCACUGGACCGUUGAAAAAUGCAAUAGAUUGGGCAUCUCGACCCCCAAACGUUUGGGCAGACAAAGCGGCUGCGAUCGUUGGUUCCAGAGGAGGCUUUGGCGGGGGGAGAGCACAAUAUCAUCUCCGCCAGAUAGGAAUCUACAUCGACCUUCAUUUCAUUAACAAGCCUGAGUUUUUCCUCAAUGCUUUGAAUCCCCCUCCCAAGUUUGACAGUGAUGGUAAUCUGAUUGAUGCUGAAAGCAAAGACAAACUAAAAGCUCUUCUUCUCUCCUUACAAGCAUUCACAUUGAGGCUGCAAGGUAAGACCAUCGGGUGACGAUGGGUUCUUGUUGCCUUCAUUUGGCUCCCCUACCAAAUCACGGGAUACAUGCCGAAUUGUGAAUGAAUUCUUCAGUAAAAAAGGGUGCGUGUUUGUGAAUUAGUUUUCUUCUUUUACAUACACAACUGAAUACAAGAAAUAGCUCAAAGGCUUAAUCCAGACUAGUUGGGCUAGGUGAGGUGAAUGGUGACUGAACUUCUGGUUGCCAAGUUUUAAAACUUGAUAUUCUUCAUGCCAGUUUUCUUACAUGAAUAACCGGUAUACAUUCUUCACGCUUGCAUUUAAGAUCAACAAAAU